Hevea brasiliensis (rubber tree) is the source of this 877-nucleotide messenger RNA. RefSeq lists its product as uncharacterized. The transcript has 4 exons. The coding region runs from base 61 to 567 and encodes 168 amino acids. The record is from RefSeq and is a predicted model, not a curated record. Lineage: Eukaryota; Viridiplantae; Streptophyta; Magnoliopsida; Malpighiales; Euphorbiaceae.
AAUUGUGAAGACCUUCGGUGAAGUUCUUCAAAAAAUAGACAAAAUGUCAACUUUAGGUUGAUGUUGCUUUCUCCAACAGCAAAUUCCAUUUUGUUUAUAAACUCAAGACUGGCUUGCUUCAUCUUUGUCAAAAUGGAGAAAGAAAAAGAGGGGUGUGACAGUAAGGUGAUGGUGGCCAUAGAUGAAAGUGAGUCCAGUUACUAUGCACUCACUUGGGUUCUUAACAAUCUCAAAAACUCGAUUGUCAACUCGCCGCUUCUGAUCUUUUCUGCACAGCCUAUUCCUAAGAAUUACAGUGCAUAUGCUGCACAACUUGGCAUCGCUCGCAUUUACUUUCCAUUCUCACCCACCUUGGAUAUGAUUAGCACUGUUCAAGAACGAAAUAAGAAGGUCUCAUUGGGUAUCUUGGAGAAAGCUAAGAACAUCUGUGCUAGUCGAGGGGUAAAAGCGGAGACAAUUACAGAACUGGGGGAGCCAGGAGAGCUGAUAUGCAAUGCUGUUAAAAACUACAAAGUUAAUCUGCUUGUUCUGGGUAAAAAUGAAGGUGGAGCUUUAAAAAGUUGUUAAUGCAGGGCUUUUCUGGGGAGUGUGAGCAGCUAUUGCCUGAAUAAUGCCGAGUGCGCUGUCCUUGUUGUGAAGAAAAACCAGAAUGAAAGAGAACAUUAACCCAUAUCAAGCAUGGAACUUUUGUGCUGAUGAAAUCAAUAUUUUGCUUUCAUAUAUGUACUACUUCUUGUGAAUUACUAUAAGAUACGUUAUCAUUGUGAAUUACUUGCACUCAUCUACUAGUUGACAGAGAGGUUUGGAGAUCAUUAUCGAGGAAAUCCUGCACGAUGACAAAGUGUUUAAUGGUUACAUAAGAAAAAUUUUUAUUUUC